GAUAAAAACCUAACUUCACCGAUUAAAAGCUAACUAAACAGGGUUUUAUUUUAUAGAAGGCAAAAUUUCUCGCUAUACAUUUUUUCAAUCAUAUGAAAAAGAUUUUUAUAUUUUUGAUUUAUUCGCUGGUCAACGCCGCGGGAAUUGGGAUUUUUUCUAACUUUUGUAGGUUGGCAUAAGCAUUAUUUUUUUUUCUUAUCAAGUUCGCUGUUAUCAAUUGUUAUCAAAAUCGGGAAAACUGUACCCGUCCCGCUGACUAUCAACAAACAUUGGCAACGCUGGUUAGUUCUAUAAAACGUUUCCCGCUACAGAAUUCCCUCACGGUGUAGUGUGAAGUGUGAAGUGUGAACCGUAUAGUAAUAUAGUGAUACUCUAUGGUUUGAACCCGGCUUUAGUCCGGAACACCAUUACAAAGCACUUUAUAAUAAUCGUGGUCCGCAAUGAGAUCAUAAUAAUAAUGUAAUAAUUUAAAUUCAGCUGCACUUAAAGUUAAUAACGAUAACGGAUAAAGACAUCAUAAAUUUCAGACUUCUUAACAGUUAUAACUUAUGAGUUAAUUAUUAUUAUUUACUUAUUUUUAGUCUUUUAGCAUAGUCCGUAAUCCGUGUUUUGUGACCGUGACUACUGACCACAACUACCCUGAGCUCGGCCACGAAAGAACUGUGAAAUGAAGAAUUGAAAUUAAUUUGUUAGCUCUAAUCUAAUUCUCUACUAUAGUCGGCGAUGAAGGAUUGGUACUAUUGAUCUUGCAGUGUGUUAUGAUUUUGAUCUCCAUAAUUGUUGAGAGAAAUUUUAUGCUCUAUUGACUUGAGAGUACCUAAUUCAAUUCGCCUCUACCACAGACCACAGUUGAGUACGGCCUCAAAUAACAACUUUUACAAUUGUACCCCUUAUUAUCAUUUAUCAUCUUAAAUAUGUCUGACGCUGACUCAGACUUAUCAACAGAUGGUGACAAUAACAAUGUGUCUCCUUUUUUCGACCAUUAUUUGGGUAAUCCUCGAGGAUUCGAUUAUGAGCCUGUUACUAUUGAAACUCUACCUUUUUAUACAGAUAGUUCUUCAGAAAGUGAAAAUAGUUUAAUAGAUCGUACGCGUCCUCCAUCUAGCGAUAUUGAAAGAUUUUUUGACAGCUCUAAUUCAGACGAAAUAGAUUAUAUAGACAAUGCCCCAUCUUUUAGUUCAAGAAAUGCAUAUGUAUUUAAAACAUAUAAACAAGAACAAGUUAAAAAAAUCAAAACCACUCUUUCAAAGUCCAGUUAUUGGUGUCUUCCUAAAGAAUUAUAUAACAGAGAAAUCGGCCAGUAUAACACCCGUGCUCAGUGGGGUUAUAAGUUCUAUCAAUCAGCGGUUGCUGUACAUAAACUCAAAUUGAGUAAACUCUUAACAGGCCAUGAAGGAUGUGUAAAUUCACUAGACUUUAAUAAAACUGGUAACAUAAUAGCAAGUGGAUCAGAUGAUUUUAAAAUAUGUUUAUGGGAUUGGUCAAAUGAUAAAUGUUUACUUAAUUAUAAAAGUAUUCAUACUAGAAAUAUAUUUCAAACUAAAUUUCUCACUACACAUGGAGAUGCCCACGUUGUAUCAAGUGGACGGGAUGGCUUAGUUGUAUUGUCUGCUGUAAGUGAUUCUGAUUGUAUAUAUAGUAAAAUAAUAGGACACCAUGAUCGCUCUUGCAACAAAGUUUGUGUACAUCACGAAACACCAUAUGUGGUUCUCAGUUGUGGAGAUGACGGAAUUGUUAAAAAUAUAGAUAUUCGUGAAUCUCCUAUUAAUGAAAAUGAAAGAGUAACCAAUAUACUACAUGUCAAAAGUGUUCAUGGUACUCCUAUGCAUCUAUAUGGUAUUGACAUUAAUCCUUUGAAGCCAUAUGAGUUUAUUGUAAAUGGUAAUGAUGAAUAUAUAAGAAUGUACGAUAAAAGACAACUAAUUGAGGAUCCAAUUAAAGUAUUCCAUCGUGAGCUUAAGCAUACCAAAUUAAAAAAAAUGGAUCAUAUUGCUAUUCGUAAUAAUAGAACUGAUGAUAAUGUUAUUGAUGGCAGUGAUAAUAGUGAUCUUGAUGACACUGAUCAUAGUGAUGAUGAUGUGGCUGACAAUUCUAAUUCUAAUUCUAGUCCAAGCAAUGUUGAUUCUGACAUUGAUGACGAGGAAGAGAAUUUAAGUUCACAUCCUCACUAUCGACACAUUACAUCUGCUGUGUACAGUUAUUGUGGAACUGAAAUUUUAGCUUCUUAUAGUGAAGAUGACAUUUAUCUAUUUGAUGCUAAUGGUCGAUCCAAUUCCGUACUACACAAUUAUGGUGGCCAUAUGAAUAGAAUGACUGUCAAAGGUGUCAAUUUCUAUGGACCAAGAAGUGAUUACGUGGUAUCUGGAUCAGACUGUGGAUACUUGUUUAUAUGGGAUAAAAAAACUGAAGCUAUUGUCCUAAAAAAACGUGCUGAUAAAAAAGGAACUGUUAAUGUAUUGGAAGGACACCCACAUAUGCCAACCCUGGCAUCUAGUGGUUUAGAUAAGACCAUUAAAAUAUGGGAACCUUUAAAUACAUCUCAUCGGCUGAAUAAAAAAAAGACCUAAUUGUUAUAAUUGUUAUAAUCUAACUCUAAGGACUACUAAGGUUUGUUCAUACCUUAAAAGACUUGUUUGUGCACACCUUUCUGGCCGGUAUGGUGAGCCAAUUCCCACUUGGCCAAAUACCAUACAGACUCUAUUAAGCCGAAUUUCAUAUAAUUAACCAUCAUAAAGGACUGAAAUUACAUUUAGCAAUUUUAUGUUUACUUUUAAGAAAAUUGUUAUUCUAAUUAUUUUUUUUAGAUAUUUGUACUAUAUAAUAAUACAUAGUAUAACUGUAUAAAUGAUAAUAAGAAAUUAAUUAUUUAUUUUAUAAAAUUAAUUACAUUUAUAUAUGAAUUUAAAAUAAAAAAAAAUUUAUUAAUUAAUUCACCUUAAAAAAAUAUUUAAAUUAAAUUUUUUUUUAUUCGUCAAUAAUUUAUUAUAUACUUAAGAGGAUGCCACACAGACAUUUGUUAUCUCCGUCUUACAAGUGUGUAACAUAGCAAAUUUACGUUUAGCUCUGUUAGUUUAAAAAUUAGAGUGAAUCGGCCUAUUAUGAGAUUAUUGUCUGUGUUUGUAUGUUGGUUUUUUACAAUUCUACAGUUUUUAAGUGGGUUAUGAACAUUUUUAAUUAACACUAUAUUAUAUACGCAUAACUUUCUAAAAAAUUUAACUAUCUUAAAAAACCAACAUACGAACACAGAUAAUGUUCUUACCAUCAAGUUUAAUAAUAGAUCGAAUCACUCUAAUUAUUAAACUAACAGAGUUGAAUGUUAUCUGCUAAAUGUAAAUUUGGUAUGUUACCCAUUUGUAGGACGGAGACAACAAAUGUCCGUGUGGCGUCCUCUUAAAUUUAUAUUUUAUGAAAUUAUCACACAUGUAUAGAUGGUCAAUAUUGGUCAUGAAUCAUUAUACCAUAAAGUCGUGUGUUAUAUGACUCAUAAUGUCUUAAGUACUAAUUUUUACCUGUAUUUAUUAUUGUUUGAAAAUCAAAAUUGUAUCAUAAUAUAAUCUAAUCUUUCUAUAA
This is a messenger RNA of Metopolophium dirhodum (rose-grain aphid), 3570 nucleotides long. RefSeq names its product DDB1- and CUL4-associated factor 8-like protein 2. The coding region runs from base 915 to 2567 and encodes 550 amino acids. Gene Ontology annotation, molecular function: protein binding. Gene Ontology annotation, cellular component: cytoplasm; Cul4-RING E3 ubiquitin ligase complex. The record is from RefSeq and is a predicted model, not a curated record. The transcript has 11 exons. Lineage: Eukaryota; Metazoa; Arthropoda; Insecta; Hemiptera; Aphididae.